GAUUAGAGAUGAAAGAGAGAUUAGCACGGGCAGGAGAGUUGAAGUCUUUUUCUCCAUCUCCAUUGGUGAGUCAGUGUAAAGACAGAAGAACUACAGAGACAUCAGAAAUCAGUACUUUAGCCUUCCUCAGGAUGCCUGAUCCAGGUAUUUUCUCCCCUGCACUCAGCAAGUUACCAGUUUCAAGAUUGUGUUCAGUGCUCUGAAGCAGAUUUCUACUGCAUGCCUUGGAUACAUGCUCCUAAUCAGCUUACAAGCUUUUCUUGACCUACGCUUCUUUUCCUAACGCUGAUCUGACUAUGGCUGUCCUCAGAGUAAAAUUCACCAAAACUAAGAGGGACAAAUUGGCUCAGAUCUUAUGGAUCCUCAACUGGGUUUCUGUAGUGAGCGGGAUCAUUCUCUUCAGUCUUGGCCUCUUUCUGAAAAUAGAGAUCAAGAAGCGCAAUGAAGUGAUGGCAAAAGGGGACAUUAACUCUGUCCCCAACAUGCUGAUCUCUGUAGGGGUCAUAGCAUGUAUCAUCAACUUUAUGGGUGGCAAAAUCUGCUAUGACUGCUCAGAUGCCAACAAGUUCUCUCGAUGGAAACUAGUUAUGCUCCCAUACAUCGUAUGUACCUUCUGUUUUACCUUUUGCAUCCUGGUGGGUGCUCUCAUGUGCUAUACCAUGAGGAACGAGCUGGAAGAGUCUCUCUAUCUGGGACUGAGGGAUGCUAUUAAGUUCUAUAAGGACACGGACAUACCUGGACGAUGUUUCUUAAAGAAAACAGUGGAUAUGUUACAAAUUGGAUUCAAAUGCUGUGGAAACAAUGGCUUUAGAGACUGGUUUGAAAUUCAGUGGGUAUCUGCUCGUUAUCUGAAUAUGGCUUCCAAGGAAGUUCUGGACCGCCUAAAGAGCAACGUUGAUGGGAGGUUCCUGGUGGACGGAGUACCCUUCAGCUGCUGCAACCCAAGCUCCCCGCGGCCCUGUAUCCAGUACCAGCUGACAAACAACAGUGCUCACUACAACUACGAUUUUCUGACAGAGGAACUCAAUAUCUGGGUGAAGGGGUGCAGAGAGGCCCUGCUGGAUUACUACACAGCUAUUAUGAGAUCUAUUGGUAUCGCAGCAUUGCUUAUUUGGUUGUUUGAGCUCUCUGUACUUAUUGGUGUCCGGUACCUACAAACAGCAAUGAAGAAUGUCCUUCUGCUAGGAGAUUUGGAGGGUGAGUCAGAUGGUUGGUUACUAGAAAACAGCUUUGUGGAAACUGCCAAAUACAACAUCAGUAUCAUUAAGAACCUCGGCAAAGCCAACCAGAUCUCCACUGUCUCAGGCAUGAACGACCCCAACAUUGACGUUCAAAACACAAACUGUGGCAAAACCAAUGUUACAACAAAAUCUAUCCCAGCAGCUAGCUAGGCAAGGCUUUGAAGAAAUGACAUCACAAGUGUAGCUUUGACAUAUUACAGUCUUACGAGUACCAGCUUUUUCACUGGUGGGGAAAAAAAAAGGUAGGAAAACUAAUAAGACAAUUGAACUAACCACAGACUGGUGACAGGUCCAAAAAUGCUGAUACUUCUUCGGCUGGAUGUAUUUUUACUCAUUCUUGUGAAAUCCCUGAUUUUCAACACUGCACAAAAGAAACUUUUGAAAUUUUCCCCACUUCUCUCCCUUGCUUACAUACUUCUGUCAUGGUCUGAAUACAUCAGAAUAAUCAUUAUGCACAA
Molecule: messenger RNA, 1699 nt
Organism: Haliaeetus leucocephalus (bald eagle)
Lineage: Eukaryota; Metazoa; Chordata; Aves; Accipitriformes; Accipitridae
Product: photoreceptor outer segment membrane glycoprotein 2
Exons: 4
Coding region: 297-1391 (364 amino acids)
Biological process (GO): visual perception
Cellular component (GO): membrane
Source: RefSeq, a predicted model, not a curated record